UGACCCUGUUCCCUCCGCUCCGCCGCAGGCAUCAUCGUCAUGGCGCUGUUGGGGAUGUUCAACGUGCACCGGCACGGCGCCAUCAACUCGGCGGCCAUCCUGCUCUACGCCCUGACCUGCUGCGUCUCCGGCUACAUCUCCAGCAACUUCUACCGCAAGAUCGGGGGCGAGCGGUGGGUGUGGAACAUCGUCCUCACCACCAGCCUCUUCUCAGCUCCCUUCUUCCUGACCUGGAGCAUCGUCAACACCGUGCACUGGGCCAACGGCUCCACCCACGCCCUGCCCGUCACCACCAUCCUCCUGCUGCUCACCGUCUGGCUGCUGGUGGGCUUCCCGCUCACCGUCAUCGGCGGCAUCUUCGGCAAGAACAGCGCCACCGGCUUCGACGCGCCCUGCCGCACCAAGAACAUCUCCCGGGAGAUCCCACCGCAGCCCUGGUACAAGUGUGUCCUCGUCCACAUGACCAUCGGCGGCUUCCUGCCCUUCAGUGCCAUCUCGGUUGAGCUGUACUACAUCUUCGCCACCAUGUGGGGCCGCGAGCAGUACACGCUGUACGGGAUCCUCUUCAUUGUCUUCGCCAUCCUGCUGAGUGUCAGCGCCUGCAUCUCCAUCGCCCUGACCUACUUCCAGCUGUCGAGCGAGGACUAUCGGUGGUGGUGGCGCUCGGUCUUCAGCACCGGCUCCACUGGCUUCUUCAUGUUCCUCUACUCGGUCUUCUACUACUUCAAGCGCUCCAACAUGUCGGGGACGGUGCAGACGCUGGAGUUCUUCGGCUACUCCUUCCUCACCUGCUAUGUCUUCUUCCUCAUGCUGGGCUCCGUCUCCUUCUUCGCCUCUCUGCAGUUCAUCCGGUACAUCUACGUCAACCUCAAAAUGGAUUGAACUCAGGUGGGAGAAAGCCAGACUAGCGCGGACAUCGCUGAGACUGAGUGGGGAGGGAAGUGUCCCCGCGCAACGGCGCUCCUUCGGGCUGCGGAAAGUUCUGGAAUUCUCGACGCUAGGAUUGUCUCUUAUUCUUCUGCCAGCUAGCCAGCCAGCGAGCGAGUGAGUGUGUACAUGGUUCCAAGUACACAGAGCACGGUGUAAAAUAUGUAUAACAUUAUAAAUAUUAUGAAACGAUGAGAGGGUUGAGAAAUUUUAUAAACUAAAACGGGCUUGUAAAUUGGGGUUCGAGUUCUUUUGUACAGCAAAGUGUCAUCUCCCUCCUUGUGGCCUCCUGUCUUCCCGGUUUCCUCCUUCCCCGACUGUUUAAUUUCGUCGAGGUUCGAACGUGGAAUUUUUAAAAAAUUUUUGUCCUUUUUUUUGGCUGAAUUUACCAACCUCCUCUGGAUUUCAGGAAAGCGGUUUUGCUUCUGGGAUUGGGGCACCGGUUCGGGAAACUCGUGCUCCUUCCCCCUCCGUGUGUGUGUGUGUGUGUGUGUGUCACUGUCUGUCUCUCUUCCUUUGCAGCUGCCUUUUAUCAUUAAUAAAAAA
Molecule: messenger RNA, 1473 nt
Organism: Carcharodon carcharias (great white shark)
Lineage: Eukaryota; Metazoa; Chordata; Chondrichthyes; Lamniformes; Lamnidae
Gene: tm9sf1
Product: transmembrane 9 superfamily member 1
Exons: 4
Coding region: 40-882 (280 amino acids)
Biological process (GO): protein localization to membrane
Cellular component (GO): membrane
Source: RefSeq, a predicted model, not a curated record